UCUCAUUUGAAACUUUUUUUCAGAAAAAUGAAUUACUUCAUAUUUUUGGUUCAAUGCUGGCUCGGAAAUUAGCUGAAUUUGGUGACCAUAUUAAAUUAUUUGGAAAUAAUAUUAUUCAAAGAACUAUUGAACUAUAUUACGACAUUUUGAACAAUAUUCAUCCUUCACCAUCACACAUUCAUUACAUGUUCAGUAUAAGAGAUAUUGCAAGAGUAGUUGAAGGAUUACUUUGUGCCAACAAAGAUUACAUUGAUACUUUAGAAAGUUUCAAUCGUUUGUGGAUUCAUGAGUGCAUAGCUGUUUUUUCAGAUAAACUUGCCUCAGAUCAAGAUAUACAGCAGUUUUUCUUAUUUCUCCAUGAUAAACUUAAAUUACUUUCUAAUCAAACAUUAAAUAAUCUUUUUCCAGAAAAAAGAUAUCCACUUUUUUGUGAUUUUACACAUGAAAGCAAGAUUUAUAUGGAAGUAGAUCAGAACAGUCUUACAGAAUUUCUUCAAAAUGUUUUACAACAAUACAACAAUUUAGAAUAUACUUCUCCAAUAAAUUUAAUUUUGUUUGAAGAUACAAUUAAGUAUAUUUGCAGAAUUUGUCGCAUUCUUCAUUGUGCAAGAGGAAAUAUGCUUUUGUUGGGUUCAAGUGGAGUUGGUAAACAGACAUUAUCAAAACUCUCAACAUAUAUUUGUGGUUAUUCUCUUUUCCAAAUAAAACUUAAUGAUUCAUAUAAUGAAAAUGAAUUUCGAGAAGGAUGAAGAAAUUUAUAGUUAAUGGUCUGACCUUUUGUCCCAGUCAGGUCAGUUGGAGCUCUUUUGUUAAUAUGUUAACGUAACACGGGAAAAGAAUCAAAUGUAUUUAUCCUACCCCUUCCCAUAGUUUCCCAUCCAAUGCUGCUCACUUUUCAGAACAACUGGGACAACAUGGUGUAGAUCAUGACAGUAUAGAUGCUUCCACCAUUUGAGUUCCAGAUAUGGAAUUAUACCAAAAAUUCUAUAGCUUUGAAAAAGAUUUUUUUACUGUCUUUUCUGAGUGAUAACACCUUAAUAUUCAUUUGAUUUCUUGAAUGAGAUAUGGCAAAUUUUAAAUAAAAAACAGAAAUGCUAAAUGAUAGUGCCCAUCUGGUCAACAAUCUGACUUUGGAUAUUACAAUAAUAAAUUAAUAACAUAAAUAAUGUAAGAAUAUUACAGUUAAUAUUAAUAAUAACAACAUAACAAUAAAAAAUAAUUAUAAAUAAUAAAUAUUGUAGUAUAUUAUGAAAUAUUGCCAUCUCUUCAGAAAGGAAGAUGACAAAUGAAACCACAAACAAACAGGCUUUUGUUAUUAUAUUAAUAAUCUAACUUAAAAGUUUUAGAAUGGUUUCAAGAAAUGAAUCUGUAGUUAUUUUAUUUUAUUUUUUAUUUUGACUAGCUUGAUUUGAUUUAUUAAUACAAACAAAUUUUUAUACUAAGGACUGUAGUUGGUUUUGAUUAUGUAUAUCUAUUGCAGACAACUCUGUUCACAAUAGUGUUGGUCAGUAUGGAUCAUAAACAAUGUUUCAUAUUAUUUAUAAAAUUUGGUGAGGAUCUGAGUUAGAUGAAUUGCAAUUUUUUAUAGCUCAGAGAAUAGGUUGAUACUCUUCAGUCAGCUGGCUGAUUUUUGAAUAUAAAGAUGUAUUGCAAUACAGAUCUUUAU
This is a messenger RNA of Centruroides sculpturatus (bark scorpion), 1666 nucleotides long. Its product is annotated as dynein heavy chain 2, axonemal-like. The record is from RefSeq and is a predicted model, not a curated record. Gene Ontology annotation, molecular function: dynein intermediate chain binding; minus-end-directed microtubule motor activity; dynein light intermediate chain binding. Gene Ontology annotation, biological process: microtubule-based movement. The transcript has 5 exons. Lineage: Eukaryota; Metazoa; Arthropoda; Arachnida; Scorpiones; Buthidae. Gene Ontology annotation, cellular component: dynein complex. Bases 54 to 749 code for a protein of 231 amino acids.